Impatiens glandulifera is the source of this 703-nucleotide messenger RNA. RefSeq lists its product as uncharacterized. The coding region runs from base 101 to 502 and encodes 133 amino acids. Gene Ontology annotation, cellular component: nucleus. NCBI's taxonomy places the organism in Eukaryota, Viridiplantae, Streptophyta, Magnoliopsida, Ericales, Balsaminaceae. The transcript is spliced from 5 exons. Gene Ontology annotation, molecular function: RNA binding. The record is from RefSeq and is a predicted model, not a curated record.
CUGGUGCAAAGUCUCACCGCGAGAGCGAGAUUUGGAUUAGGGUUUGCCAUUAUCACUUUUGCAGAGAGAGAGAGAGAGAGAGAGAAAGAGAGAGAGAGAGAUGGAGGGAGUAACUGAGGGAGUGAAUAACUUAAACAUAGACGACGGGCCGAAGAGGAACCGUGUUCAGGUCUCCAACACCAAAAAACCUCUCUUCUUCUACGUAAACCUCUCCAAGAGGUUCUUGCAGCAAUACAAUGAGGUCGAGUUAUCUGCACUUGGAAUGGCUAUUCACUCUGUGGUAACUGUUGCUGAAAUUCUGAAGAAGAAUGGAUUUGCUGUUGAAAAAAAAAUCAGGACAUUGACGGUCGAUGUGAGCGACAAUCAUCCAGAUGCAAGACCUAUUCCAAAGGCAAAGAUUGAAAUAACUCUUGGAAAGUCUGAGAAGUUUGAUGAACUGAUUGCUGCUGAGAUUGAAAGAAGAGAAGGUGGAGCAGCAGCAGAGGAUGAGGAAGAGACUUGAUCAUCAUCCCUUUGUUUUUCUACAUCCAGACUUGAUCAUCACCCCUUUGUUUAACAAGAGUUUUUGAACAGUGGUUAGUUAUUAGUUCAGUCAGAAAGAGAUGCUAUGCUGCUGAAUUUUAUUUGGUAUAAUUCUGCAAAAAACUAUUUUAUGUUUCAGAGUCAGUCAAUCUUUAUAUAAUUCAGUUCAAGUCCUCAUUGA